GAGAGUCUCCUGUUUAAAUUCGUCGCGACGCGCGAGGCCGCCGCGCGGGCCUCGUAACUGUGACCGGACGGAAUUGCGAGUGCGCGGGAGGAAUGCGAAUUGAGCGCGGAAUGAAAUGAAGAAGGGCGCGCGGGCGCGAUUGCUGACAGUUGCAGGUUGCCGCGCCGACAACAUCACCCCGGGGGAAAAGAUGGUGGAGGUGCUGUUGGACCGAGUCGACGGCCAGGAGGUGGCCGUCGCCGCCGAGUCGGACUGCAUAUCGGAGUCGCCGACCGAGUGCUCGCCGAAGAACUCGCCGAGCAACGAGAAGCUGUCGCCGGUGCAGGAGUUCUACAACGGCCAGAGCGUCUUCAUCACCGGCGGCACCGGCUUCAUGGGCAAGCUGCUGAUCGAGAAGCUGCUCAGGGACUGCCCCGGGAUCGCGUCCAUCUACCUGCUGGUGCGCCCGAAGAAGGGCAAGGACGUGCACCAGCGCACCGAGGAGAUCUUCGACGACCCGCUGUUUAUAAAGCUGAAGGACGAGCAGCCGAAAUUCCGACAUCAGGUCGUCGCGAUCGCGGGUGACUGCAGUCAGCCGAAUCUCGGUAUAUCCUCGCAGGACCGCGACACCCUCAUUCGGGAGGUCUCGAUCGUCUUCCACGUGGCAGCUACGGUCAGAUUCGACGAGAAGCUGAAACUUGCGAUGGCGAUUAACGUGAGGAGCGCCAAAGAUAUCCUCUACCUCUGCAAGGAGAUGACGAAUUUGAAGUCCUUUGUGCACGUGUCCACUGCGUACGCGAAUUGUCCGCAGCGUGUGAUCGAGGAGAAGUUUUACGACCCGCCGAUCGAUUCCGACAAGUUGAUCGCGGUGAUGGAGUGCAUGGAGGACAAGUUGGUCGAAGACAUCACUCCGCAGUUAUUGGGAAAAUGGCCGAAUACUUACGCCUACACGAAAGCCAUAGCCGAGCAUGUGAUAAAAAAGCACGCUGACGAUUAUCCGGUCGGCAUUUUCCGUCCUGCUAUCGUGAUCUCGACGUACCGGGAACCGAUGCGGGGUUGGAUCGACAACAUGUACGGGCCGACGGGGGUGGCCGCUGGCGCUGGCGCCGGAUUGCUGCGGUCGAUCCAUUGCAAUGGCUCGAUGCAGGCGAACGUGGUGCCCGCCGAUCUAACAGUGAAUGCGCUGGUCCUGUCUGCGUGGGACACGGCGAACAUUCACAGGCAGAACAACAAGACGAGCGGCGAGAUCCCGAUUUACAAUUACGUGUCGACCGACAACCCGAUCACUUACGACCAGCUGAAGGAUCUGUCGGCCAAGUACGGCCUCGACAUUCCCUCCAACCGGGCGAUUUGGUAUUACAGUUUCCGCAACAACAAGCACAGGAUAGUCCAUCUGUUCUUCGUGUACUUCAUGCACCUGCUGCCGGCCUUGCUGGUCGAUACCGUCACCUUCUGCAUGGGCAGGCAACCCAGAUUACUCAAAGUCUAUAAGAAAGUACACAAGUUCCUAGACGUCCUCAAAUACUUCUGCACGCAAGAAUGGACGUUCACGAACGACCGGCUGCGGGCGAUGAUAGGCAAACUCUCACCAAAGGAUAGCGACAGAUUCUUCUGCGACAUACAGGACGUCGACUGGAACGUGUACUUCGAGACGUACAUCCAAGGGAUCCGCGUGUACCUGAUCAAGGACCCGCUGGACACGCUGCCGCAGGCGCGCGCCAGAUGGCAAAGAUUAUACUGGACCCAUCAGGUGCUGAAAGUCAUCCUGGCCUACGUGCUCAUCAGGCUGUCGUGGGCGGCCGCGUCUCCGAUCCUCAAGUACUUGAACUACGUGUGACAAGAACGGCCAGAAGGGAGGACGAUGCGAGGCGAACGCGUCGUCCUGUGGGAAACGCGGGAAUAGUCGAUGGAGGAUGGAUCUUGCUCGGGUACGGAGUGAAGAGAAGCGAUCGAUUCUCGAGUCGGACAACGCGGAACCUCGGCGAAGAGGAAGAACGGAGCGACCUCGAUGGGCGGCACACAUCCGUGGUAUCUCGAAACUUCGCGUACGCGCAGAGCAGCCGGAUUCUCUAUACGUUUCCUUCUUCUUUUUUAUUCACACCGGAAGACGCGACGCGAGAUGUGACGAGGACGACGGGCGAAUAGCAUCGGAACAACAACAACAACAACAACAACAACAAUAAUUCAAUUCGUGCGGCAAUUCAAUCGCGUACUGUUCUUGCAGCUUCGAAUUCUCCGCGAGUGAACUGUAAGUGAGAGAACCACAUGUUACCUUGUUUCCAAAGUAGAUUUUGUAAGUCUUUUCUGAGACACACAGAGGAAGAGAGAGGGGGGGGGAGAGAGAGAGAGCAAAACAAGGAGAAGAUUCGACCACUGUGCGUACGUGAAAUAUCCUCGGUGUUGUGCAACAAUUCGACAUUAGUGCGUAAAUUAAUCGCGAGACUAACGGAUCGUUUUGUUUAUGUUUGCUUUCCACGCGGAUAGCAGUGAUCGAGAUCUCGCGAGGAAUGCGUUUCUCUUACUCUCAGCUAUCCAACGGCUGAGGAGUGAGAGAGGAGGAAAAGGAGGAGAAAUUACAAAGAAACGCGCGACUCGGCGACGAGUCGCUAGAGAAAGCGAGAGACAUACGAGAAUCAAAAAGCCUGUUCGAAGGAGAUGACGAACGGAUGACGAGAGAGAAGAGAAGAAGAAAUCGCACACGCCGUUCCCCGCCGAUUCGUUCGAGCCGAGUCUCUCACUUGAAAUCGACGUGAAACUCAAUCGAGGAGACACCCGCGACAUUGAGUCUCCAUCUCGUCAAUCCCGUCUCUCCCUUCUUCUCCCUCGCAUCCUCUUACCGCAAUCAAUCUUGAUCUUCGACAAAACACACCGAGGCGAUCUUCGCGGAGUAAAAGCGACCGAGAGAGCUAAUCGGAACGAGUUGUAUCGCGAGAGUGGCGAGAAAGUGAGCGUCGAUGAACGAGCUAUUAAUUUACGCAACUCCGACCGAACCCGCGCUCGCGCGCGGUCAGGCUUGCCUGUCGUUACCGAACUUAUUUCACGAAUCAGCAUUUCACGUGCGCACGACGGCCGUUUCACGCUGGAACACAAGUGCUUUUUGACGAGCGCGCUUUGUCCCGCGAAUAAAAGAUGAGACAGAGAAUGAGGAGAGGAGUGAGAGCGAGCGAGCGAGAGAGAGAGAGAGAGAGAGAGAGAGUGUGAGUGAGAGCGCGAGAGAGCAUAUUCUUAAUUUAUAUUUAAUAAUCGCACCUUGCUUUUACCGUUAACUGCUAAACACGCACAUAACGCGAGCGAACCAAAGGGCUCUCAGCUUCUGAGAGAAAGCACAUUUCGUUGACGGUUACACACACACACACACACACACACACACACACGCACACGCACACGCACAUGCACACAUGAAUACAGGACUAAACGAUAACGCGUACGUCAUAGCCUCUUAUUUGACAAUGUAUGGGUAUAUGUAUGAUGAUGCGUGGUGAAUCGAAAUGUAAUGAUUAUGUGUGAACAUUUAUUCGCUCGUCGCGGACGAAUGUUAGGUCGGUUAGACGUAAAUUUCGCAGGAGACCGGCGCAUGGCCCCACGUCGGUUUCCCUCUCUUCUUUUCUUUUUAUUUAAUUAAUAAUUUCUUUUUAUUUUAUUAAUAAGUCAUAUAUAUGUGACAUGUGACUUAAUUAGUGUCGAAAGAAGAUUUGAUGUCGCCGGCAGACUCAGCACCGACACGACAUGUAAAAUGGCCGGACAGGAGCGUGAAAAUAUAAGGUGAUCCGAAAAUUCGAUGCAAUCCAAAAUAUUAUGAUACUUUGGCGCAGCUUUGCCAUCGAAAAAAAUACAAACGUCACGAGUGAGACGGGAGAGGGGUAAUACACAUUUUUUGCUUUGUACUGAUGGAAUGUAUAUUAAAUUAUGCGAUAAAACGUACAUACGUGACUCUUUUGGAAAAACACGGUCAAGCACCUUAUAUUAUCGCUAUCUUGCACGCACAUUAUCGAGUCGAGUCGGUCGUCGAGGCAUCACUCGUUUUUAAUUAGCAGAUAAAUCUGUGUUCCAAAAUUUACAUUUCGAAAAAAGAA
Messenger RNA from Harpegnathos saltator (Jerdon's jumping ant), 4052 nucleotides. RefSeq names its product fatty acyl-CoA reductase wat. Lineage: Eukaryota; Metazoa; Arthropoda; Insecta; Hymenoptera; Formicidae. Gene Ontology annotation, cellular component: peroxisome. The transcript is spliced from 8 exons. The coding region runs from base 116 to 1816 and encodes 566 amino acids. The record is from RefSeq and is a predicted model, not a curated record. Gene Ontology annotation, molecular function: alcohol-forming very long-chain fatty acyl-CoA reductase (NADP+) activity. Gene Ontology annotation, biological process: long-chain fatty-acyl-CoA metabolic process.